Molecule: messenger RNA, 1071 nt
Organism: Danaus chrysippus (African queen)
Lineage: Eukaryota; Metazoa; Arthropoda; Insecta; Lepidoptera; Nymphalidae
Source: the annotation of a GenBank genome assembly
AUGAUAGUCUUAGAGAAGUUUCUAAAGUGGAAGUUGCAUAUAACUUCAGAAGAAUUCCAGAAGUAUUGCAAGAACUAUUUGCCAUUACGACACAGGCCUAUGAGUGAUAUCAUAGAAUCUUUGGACAUAGCACAGAAUAAUAUACAAUUCACAACUGACACUAUAAGAAGAAACGGCUGUUUGGUGGCCGCUGAUCCUGUGAAUACAAAACUUAUGCUGGAGAAUGUAGAUUCUUUGGGAGGCUUGGAUAUAAGGGAAGCUAUAAAAAUUGAACCAUCAAUAUUGAAGAAUAAUUAUCAGUCUUUACUGCAAAUAAGAAGUCUGUUGGAGCAAUAUAAUAUACCAGAUGAAGCACAACAACGUUGUUUGAAAGUGUACUGCAUGAAUCCUAAAACAGUUCAGGAGAGAUUAGAUGAACUUGUUAAAUUAAGAGAAUUUCAGGUUCUGGAAACUAAUCCUAGAGUUUUAUACAUGGUGGUGCACAAAAGGAAAAUGUUAAAUCGUAUCACGAAAAUCCAAGCCGCCAAGAAACAGUGCUACAGUCUGAAUCAUUUAGUGUCAUCGAACAAGAUAUUCAACACAUACAUCAACAGCUUCGGUAACAAGAUAUGCAGUAGAGAUGUGGCUGUAUUGAUAUGUUCUUCGUUGCACUGCCCUCAUAUAACUAAUAAGUCUGUUCUCGACAAACUCCGUCGUCACAAGUACUGGUUACACACAGCAUUACAUGUGGUCAAUGAGAACUUACUGUUGUUGAAGCAGAGUUUCAGCGACCUCGUUAUAUAUAACAACUGUCAGAUAGUAUUGUAUCCAGUCAACGAAAUACAGCAGUACAUAGAUUUAUUACUGAGGUUUCGAGAAAAUGGAAAGCUUCCGAAAGAUUCGAGAAUUGAAGAAAGUAGCUUCAACAGCUUGAAGUGUGCCAAACUGACUGACGAUCAAAUAUUGAGUCUGGUUUUGUACGAAAUAGAAAAGAAAUAUCAUUUCAGCGGAGACGGCAUAUGGAACAAACUUGACGGAGGGAAAAUCGGAAGCUCCAUGAACCACAGAUUAAAACAAAAUUAUGCUAGCUAA